AUGGUGCAGGAAGAAGUGACGAAGGCCCGGCGUGUCAAGCGUGUCGCCAAAAGAAGGCAAAAUGCUCGCGUGCACGGCCAUGCUCUCACUGCACCCGAUACAAAGGCCAAGCCAGGCAUGCGUACAGGAGCGAUUGAGAAUCUGAACCAAAGAUUAGUUUCACUAGAGAAAAUGUUCCUCGGACAAGGAGUGCUGUGGCAGCAAGUGUGGAAAUGCCUUGAUUCCGUCAGCAGCCAGAAACACCAUGACUUCACGGAUGACGGUGCAUCCCUACCGGAGUACACGGCCCAACUAAAGGCCUCGCUCUCAGCGCUUCAUUCUGACAACAAAGAACACACAUUGAGAGCGGACGAGCCAGCGUCGCUCCCCAAGAGGCGUAAACUAAAUGGCGAAUCAGAUUUUCAGCGCUCUGAUCCCUUUUGGAUGAAAGAUGGCGAGCUGUGUCUUCCUCAGGACCUCGUUGAUUCUCUAGUCGAAAUCUAUUUUCUCCGCAUUCAACCAUGGAUACCCAUUCUUCACGUGCGUUUGUUCCCGGAAGCAAUGAAAGUUCCCUUGGAGCGCCGCAAGAUGAAGACAAUAUUCCAUGCGAUUGCAUCCUUGUGUGUGAGAUUUUCCGAUGAUCCAAGAUUGGCAAGCCCCGACAUCCGGUCUCGAUUGGGGAAGCAAUGCCGGCAGGCGGUCAUCCUUGAGAGUAUGGAGUCCUUCUCUGUCGAGAAUCUUCAAGCUCUCAUUAUCUGCGCCUUCGAUAUGAUUGGCAGCGGUCGUGGCCCUUCAGCAUGGUCCAUCGUAGGCAGCAUUGCUAGAACUGUGGAACACCUUCAACUCAACGUGGAGGAAGAAGACAGAUAUCAUUAUGGACCAGACAAGAAAGCCUUGAUAACGAGGAUUGCAUUUUUACCACCAUGCGUAAAUUGGGCGGCCGCUGAAGGUAGGCGGCGCGUGUUUUGGAACGUCUUCCUAAUGGACAGAUUCUGCAGCAUCGCUACGGGCUGGAACAUGUCAUUGAAAAGCACCGAGGUCAAGAGAAGACUUCCAUGCGAAGGAGCACUGUGGGAAGCAGGCGAGCCUCUCUCGAUCCCGACACCGUAUUUUGGUACGGUCGAGGGGCCAACUGGUGAGAACAGUGACCCGCUCGGCGUUAUAGCAGCCGAUGAAGAAACGAGUUCUUUGGGCGCAUUCUCAUAUUGUAUUGAGGCAACAGAAAGUCUCGGUCUUGUUACAACUUUUUUCCAGGAGAAGUCUAUGGAUAUUCACAAUCCUCAAGCCCUUCGCUUAUGGUUGAUACGCUUCAAGCAACUUGACCUUCGUCUUAUGCAAUGGAAGAUAUUCCUCCCGGUCAGAUGGCGGGAGGCGUGCGCGGUAAAUGCCGACGGCAAUAUGGAUCCCAAUCUGACGCUUGCCCAUAUCACGCAUAACACUGCUGUAGUUCUACUACAUCAAAGUAUCGCAUAUCCUACUCUCGAAUGGCAGUCGUCGCCCAUCAGAUUACCGUCUUCUUCGAGCGCGGAAACAUGCUUAGCUGCAGCACGAGAGGUGGGAAUCAUUGCUCAGAAGUUCCUACGUUCCGCGGGCUUUGUCACCAAUCCGCAGUUUGCCUUCUGCUUGUUUAUUUGCGGGAGAAUGCUCUUGGCCCAUUCCGCAACGUAUAACAUGAACCUCAUUCAAGAGUUCGAGUCGCUUCUUGGCAGUCUCUGGGAGAUUGCACGCAGGUGGAAUGGCCCCCAUGUAUCCGAUACUGCCCCGUCACCGGAUGAUAAUUUGGCGUCCAAGCUUGCACAUCGCCUCUUUAAAGCAAGGCAGCUUGGGCCGCAUGACUUGGACCUCACGCAAUCAGCGUUUGUGGACAACGAAACUCAGACAUCUAGAGUUCGAUUUACAGGUUCACUUACUGGCCAAUCGCCUGACCAAACACUUGGUGUUGGUAUAGCAUCACCUACCAAAAAUUGCCAUUAUCCCAUGGCGCCUGCGGUCUCGACAGAAGGCCAGGGAACUCCUCCGGAUAUGAUUUCUCUAGCAUUUCCUCCACUACCGAUGGCAUUUCAAGUCCCGAGUGCGUCACAGACGGCAAUGCAUUCGCCGAAUAUCAAUUCCUUGGAACAUUACCCCAACCAAUCAGCAGAGGCUUAUGCACAGCAAUAUCCUGUAGGGUUUGAGGAUCUGCACUCACUUCUCGAGGACCCAUUCCUACCGAAUCAAAGAGUCAGCGUAUUCUCUCAUCCCAUCAUGGCAGAUGAAAUGGAGUCCAUGGGACAGUGA
This is a messenger RNA of Pestalotiopsis fici W106-1, 2256 nucleotides long. RefSeq lists its product as uncharacterized. NCBI's taxonomy places the organism in Eukaryota, Fungi, Ascomycota, Sordariomycetes, Amphisphaeriales, Sporocadaceae. Gene Ontology annotation, molecular function: DNA binding; zinc ion binding. The transcript is spliced from 5 exons. Bases 1 to 2256 code for a protein of 751 amino acids. Gene Ontology annotation, biological process: DNA-templated transcription. The record is from RefSeq and is a predicted model, not a curated record. Gene Ontology annotation, cellular component: nucleus.